AUGAAAGAAUUAUUGGUGCCCGCUCGACCAGUUCGAAGAUCAACGGGAGUCAAGGUGAUCAAGAUGUGCAUAUGGAAUCGAUGCUCGGAAGCGCUGAAAGGGCAAGAGAAAGAGGCAACGAGCAACGGAGGAGACAAAGGAGCCGGCGAAUGUGAAGCAACACAGCAUCGACUGCGGAAUACACCCUGCUACCAUCGUGAGGCUAUUCCUGACUCGCUUGUUUCGUAUUGUUUCUGUUCCUAA
Molecule: messenger RNA, 243 nt
Organism: Necator americanus (New World hookworm)
Lineage: Eukaryota; Metazoa; Nematoda; Chromadorea; Rhabditida; Ancylostomatidae
Exons: 2
Coding region: 1-243 (80 amino acids)
Source: RefSeq, a predicted model, not a curated record